Messenger RNA from Strongylocentrotus purpuratus (purple sea urchin), 5750 nucleotides. Its product is annotated as kinesin-associated protein 3. The record is from RefSeq and is a predicted model, not a curated record. Gene Ontology annotation, biological process: cilium organization; microtubule-based movement. The transcript has 19 exons. NCBI's taxonomy places the organism in Eukaryota, Metazoa, Echinodermata, Echinoidea, Camarodonta, Strongylocentrotidae. Gene Ontology annotation, molecular function: kinesin binding. Gene Ontology annotation, cellular component: ciliary transition zone; axoneme; kinesin II complex. The coding region runs from base 353 to 2911 and encodes 852 amino acids.
UCGUUCGCCAGCAGUGAAUCUGAAAUACUGAAAAUAUAACACUGACAAUUUGUGUUGCAUCGUGGCGCCAAUAAAAUGUGAACACAUCAUUUUCGGAAAACAUCAUAUUAUAUCCCGUGUUAUAAACAACGCGAUCUCGCCUAUAAAUGUCAAACUAUAAGCUUGAAAUGAUCAGAAGUGACAAUUGGCCAGUUGGUCAUACGAUUCUUUAAAUUCGGAGGAUUUGUUUGUGCAGGCGACUCUGUGAUUCGUCGGGAUUUGAAGCAGACUACACAUAGAGCACUUCUUGGAGACGAUACAGACCUGCGUUGCACUUUACCGCCAAUGAACAUUAUUGUCAAUUUUCUCCUACAUGGCGUUCGCACCGUCUCUGGAAAGAAGUGAAAGUGGGCACAGUGAAGAAGGAAUUACCGGAAAGGAUUUGGAUAGAGAUGGAUCACGUAUUUUUACUGUCAGGAAGGUGAAAGGAGGGAGCAUCGAUGUUCACCCUACGGAGAAGGCCCUUGUUGUCAACUAUGAGCUGGAGGCGACCAUCUUGGGUGAGAUGGGAGACCCCAUGCUCGGGGAGAGAAAAGAAUGCCAAAAGAUUAUUCGUUUAAGAAGUUUGAACUCCACCACAGAUAUUGCAGCUCUGGCGAGAGAAGUCGUUGAGAAAUGCAAGCUCAUCCACCCAUCUAAACUGCCAGAAGUAGAACAACUCUUAUAUUACCUUCAGAAUAGAAAGGAAACGACACAAAAAGCUGGUGCUAAGAAGGGAGAACUAACAGGCAAACUCAAGGAUCCCCCACCAUACGAAGGGACGGAGUUGAACGAGGUUGCAAACAUCAAUGACAUAGAGGAUUACAUCGAGCUGCUGUAUGAAGACAACCCUGAAAAGGUCAGAGGCACGGCUCUUAUUCUACAGCUGGCAAGAAAUCCAGACAACUUAGAAGAACUACAAUCAAAUGAAACUGUGCUUGGAGCGCUGGCCCGGGUCCUGCGUGAAGAAUGGAAACACAGUGUUGAGCUGGCCACCAACAUCGUCUACAUCUUCUUCUGCUUCUCCAGCUUUAGUCAGUUCCACAGCAUCGUAGCGCACUUCAAGAUUGGUGCCCUCGUCAUGGGCGUGGUCGAGCACGAGCUCAAGAAACACCUGUCGUGGAACGAGGAACUUCUCAAAAAGAAGAAGACUGCUGAAGAAAACCCAGCCAGUAAGAGAGACUUUGAAAAGAGCACCAAGAAAUAUCAUGGUCUCCUAAAGAAACAAGAACAACUCCUAAGAGUAUCCUUCUACCUGCUCCUCAACCUAUCGGAGGACCCUAAGGUGGAGCUAAAGAUGAAGAAUAAGAACAUCAUCCGCCUCCUCAUCAAGACGUUAGAGAGGGACAACGCUGAGCUUCUCAUCCUCGUCGUCUCUUUCCUCAAGAAACUCGGCAUUUAUGUAGAGAACAAGAACGAAAUGGCUGAACAACAGAUCAUAGAGAGGUUGGCAAAGCUGGUACCUUGUGACCAUGAGGAUCUUCUGAACAUCACAUUAAGAUUACUGCUCAACCUUUCCUUUGAUACUGAUCUGAGAGGGAAGAUGAUUAAACUGGGCAUGCUUCCAAAGUUUGUUGAACUUCUAGCCAAUGACAAUCAUAGAUUGGUGGUUCUAUGUGUGCUGUACCAUGUAAGCCAAGAUGACAAGGCCAAGUCAAUGUUCACAUAUACAGAUUGUAUACCCAUGAUAAUGAAGAUGAUGCUUGAAUCACCCACCGAAAGACUAGAGAUUGAGCUCGUAGCCCUUGGCAUCAACCUGGCAUGUAACAAACAUAACGCACAGCUCAUCUGUGAGGGCAAUGGGCUUAGGUUACUCAUGAGGAGAGCCCUCAAGUUUAGGGACCCCUUGCUGCUUAAGAUGAUCAGGAAUAUAUCACAGCAUGAUGGGCCAUCAAAAGCACAGUUUAUUGAAUACAUCUCUGACGUUGCUCGUAUCAUCAAGGAGUCUAAUGAUGAGGAGUUGGUGGUUGAAGCAUUGGGUAUCAUGGCUAAUCUAACCAUCCCAGACCUAGACUAUGAGAUGAUCAUCAAUGAGUUUGGUCUUGUGCCAUGGAUCAAAGAGAAAUUAGAACCAGGAGCUGCUGAAGAUGAUCUAGUACUAGAAGUGGUGAUGUUGGUGGGUACCGUGGCAACGGAUGACUCCUGUGCUGCGAUGCUGGCCAAGUCUGGCAUUAUUCAAUCUCUCAUAGAGCUACUCAAUGCAAAGCAAGAGGAUGAUGAGAUUGUUUGUCAGAUCGUCUAUGUCUUCUAUCAGAUGGUGUUCCAUGAAGCAACGAGGGAAGUCAUCAUCAAACUAACACAGGCCCCAGCAUACCUGAUAGAUCUCAUGCACGAUAAGAAUUCAGAGAUCAGGAAGGUCUGCGAUAACACCCUGGAUAUCAUAUCGGAAUUUGAUGAAGAGUGGGCCAGGAAGAUCAAGCUGGAGAAGUUCCGAUGGCACAACUCCCAAUGGCUGGAGAUGGUGGAGUCACAGCAGAUAGACGAUGGUGAAGGAGGACUCAUGUACGGAGAUGAGAGUUACAGUCCCUACAUCCAGGAGUCAGAUAUCCUUGAUAGACCAGACCUAUUCUAUGGACAAACAGGGUAUGAGGAUGGAGAGAUGUACGAUGGCCAGGUGACACCUGAGUACGUUGAUGAAUACGGCAAUGUACAGAACGGGGAGUACCUGGGAAGACCAGCUUCUGCUAUGUAUGGCAACAGGUAUCAAUCAGAGUAUGAAUCCCUCAGGCCCGGGUCAAGGGUCGCAUAUCUGACGGAAGAUGGGCAACCUUUAGAUGAAUACGGCAACCCCAUCGAGGUCUAUGCUGAAUCAGUAGACCAGUACGGCCGUCCUGUCACUCCGACGUACCAGUAUGGCUCACAGGCACAGCAAGGCCCAGGUUACCCGUACUGAUCAAUAUCGACUCUUAUCUAAUCAUUGACACAUAGCAAAUGGACAGGAUACUUGCUACUGAAGGGUGUACCAAUAUGGCUGCUAGUGGGUGUACCAACAUGGCAGCACAGUUUCUCUAUACUGUAGUGAAGGAUUUCUACUGUGAUCUCUGGAAUUGGACAGAAUUUUCCUUUUACCAAAGGGCUUCUCCCCUUGGUGUACCAAUGUGGCUGCACAGUGUCCAGAGACUCUGCUGUAGUGAUCAACUGCUACUGUGAUAUUUGAAUUUGGACAGAACUAUCUGCUCUUGAUGGGCUUACCAAUAUGGCUACCAAUUGGUGUACCAACAUGGCUGGACAUCUCCUACUAAUACUAUCCGUUGCAGUGAUUGACACCUGUGAUCCUUGAAAUUGGAACAGACUACCUGCUCCCAUAGUGCUUGCACAUGGUUGUACCAACAUGGCUGCCUGUGGGUGUACCAACAUGGCUGCUAAGUUUCUGUUGACGAUGUGAACUUCUCUGCUGUGGUGAUCUAAAUCUGUGAUCAUAGGAUUUGGACAGUCUGCUUAUCACAAAACAAUGGCUUACAGUACCCAGUAGGUUACCAAUGUGGCUCUUAGUCUUAGUGGGUGUACAACAUGCCUGGAGAGUAAUUUCUUCAGACCAUGGUAAUCUAUAAUAUUAAUGAGAUAAAUCUUCAGUGAUUAAAGUCUAUUGAGAGUUCCAGGGAUGCCAGAAUUCAGGCCCUGGCAAGUUUUUUUCAGACCAUAGUUUAGGCUUUUUUGUGUACAAAAUACUGAGCUCAUUCUAGGUGAUUUUCAGGCCCUCUGAUCAAUUCUAACUGGCAUCCCUGGAGUUCAUAGAGGCAAUGGUUUGGGAGGCAAUUAUGUUAUCAUUGAAUGUAUUCUCCCCCGCAAUUUACAUGUGGUUAUGUCCCUAUCCGUGGAUUGUGGUGAUUCAUAUAGUUGUGAGCUUGACAGGUAAUGCACUUAUUACUUAAAGGGACUGAUCAGCCCACCUCACAGUCUAUUAGUAAUACCUGUCAUAUCUGUGGACAGGGUAUUCUGUUCCGGUCAUUUGACUACCAAUAAGAGAAUUGAGAAUAGGAGUGAAUAAAGACAUUCUGAAGCUUUUUCAUCUUCCACUCAUCAGAGUAAUUAGUAAACCACAUGAAUGAACAGAAAGCUGAAGUGGACAAUAUAAAUGGAAACUAAAGAAACAAAGAGCUGGAAAGAAUAACCAGUUCUGAUUGGCUGCUCAAAAGAGAGUUAGAGUGUGAAUAUUGCUUCAUUUAUAAUAAUAAAGCUACCUUUGUUCAGGUGUAGUGAUAGGAAUAGGGAUCUGCCAGGUGUAAUUCCUGGGAUGCUUCGAGUACUGUAGUGGUGGUUACAUAUUGGUCGAAGAUAGGAUAAUAGGGACUUUUAGCACAACGACAACGUGGAUUGCUACGAUCGACAUCCUUUUAAUGUACUGCCUUGAAUGGACGUCACACGUAUCACAAAAUUUUUAAAAUUCACUAAUGUUGGUGGAGUGCCUAGAGUGUCGCUGAAAUGAGUGCCAUAUCAGAAUCCAGUGUCAUUGUUAUGAUUAAUAUAAUUAAUUAUUGAUUUGGGGUUCAAUAUACUUUGUAUUCAAUGAAUUUAAUAAAUAUAACAUUGGUGAAAUUUUGGGUCAGUUAAUUUUCCCAAUCCCAAGCAAUGUAAUUACUUGAUUUACUGCCAAAAAGUGACGAAGAAAAAUAAUUUAAUCCUUGUUGUGCGACCUUAUGCAAAAUCUUCAAAUUGGCAAUGUGAGUGAGUUCUCUACCUUUGAGUGAUAGGUGCAGAACCUGUUAACACCUGCAUGUAUUUUUCAACUCCAACUCAAUUCCACACCUUCAAAGAUGCCUUCACACGUGUCUAAGCAAACCACCUAGAAAUAAGGUCCGCAAUAAAAAAUCAAAAAAUUUUACUUGUAAAUGAAUGGGAGUGGAAAGAAAAAAAUUAGCGGUGCUACAUGUACUAACGUACAUGUAUGUUGUAAGGCACAAAAAUAUGAAUUGCACUAUGCUUGUUUCGUGUCAUUUUGCCACAGCUUUUUCCUUCUUGGGAGGUGGGGGGAGGGGGGUUAUCAUGCCAAGUGUGAAUGGGGCUUAUUAAUAGUGUGAGAGCUUGCAUUCCUAGGUAGUGCACUCUCUGACAAUUCGUCACAUAACGAGUACCCCCCCCUUGACAGAUCCUGUCAGAGUGAUCAGUAAAGCUCGGUACACCUGUAUAGGAAGUGGGUAUUUACUGCGGGCUUAAAGACUUAAAGGGGGAAGUCAACCCUAAUACUAAGUUGGUUUUAAAAGAAGCACAUAAAUGUGAAGAAGCAGGUGAGUAAAGUUUGAGCAAAUUCUGAUUAAACUUAAUUAUUUAAAAAUAAGAAAGUUAUGAACUUUUGAAGUUGUGAUCAAUUAAACACAAAUUGGCAACUCUGUGACCUAUCUUACGAGCUCCCGGCCAAUGUGUCUCUUUAAAGAGAAGGUAGAGUCCCAUGUACCUGUUUCUGUGUACUGUGGCAUAUGAUUUUUUUCAGUGAGAUCAAGUAAAUUUCUUUUUGAUCAUUCCAAAGCUUUGCAGUAUACAUCAUACUUAUGCACUACAUAUUAAACCUUUUCCAAUUGCUUUCAGAAGUUUCUUUCACAAUUGCAUGUCCAGAAUUUUACUUUAGCUUGAACAGGUAAUCACGAGUAUUUGGACUUGUUACAUGAAAAUGACCCCAAAAUGUGGUAAAUGAUGACUACUUUUUAUUAGACUGCUUUUAAGGAAAAAAAUGUGUCGUUCCAAAAGUUUAUCAUUACGGUAUGUAUAUGGUUUGUUUGGAAUAGCGGAUUUAAAAA